AUGAUGAAUCGUUAUUCCUUGUUUUUUAAAGAUAAUCAUUUAGAAGAUUCCUAUCAAAAAUAUUUGCUAGAGAUAAAUAGAAAACCUCUUUUAAAAAGAUUAAUUAUAUCCACCACAAUUGUUGAAAUCUCCGACCUAUUAUAAAUUAUUGCGUCAGGCGAAUAUGAGGUAUUAACUUUAAAUUAUGCAUUUGUGCAUUACUUAUUUGAAAUUAUUCUAAAUUUAAUCCUAAUCUUAAUAUUUAGAUAUUAUCCUAAAUAUAUUGGGAAAAGCCUUUUAUUUUAUAAUCAUUUUUUUGUCACUGCUUUUGUAGUAAUUGAAUAUUAGGAUGCAAUGUAUUCAAUAAAUUAUUAAAAGAUAAUCUAGAUAGGCAUUAUAGGAUCAUAAUUUAUAAUAAUUUUGUAAUCUGACUUUAUAGAGGCUGCUUACUAAGCAAGUAUUUUCCCUUCAAUAUACUUAUUUAUUUGGUCAUAUAAGCAGGAAUAGAUUUAUUAUGCAGGCAUUGUGGCAGUGGUGUUAUCAGUAUUGGUCUUUUUAUAAUGUUUAUAUGAGCAUUAAGUUGCUUUAAGAUCUCAAUUUUAAUUGGGUUUUAUUGAUAAUCAAUGGGAAAAGAUAUUUACCUAAUUAAUUGGUGAAUAAUAUUUAAUAUUUUAUUUUGAUAAUGGAACAUUUAGUUUCUAAUUGUCUAAUUCAAAAAAUUACAUUUACAAAAUUGAUACAACUUAAUAGCUAAAAUUCUAUUUGAGGGCUAUCAAAUUAAGUAAAACAUAAAACUUUGAGUAAUAUUGUUUUGAAUAGAUUUAAAGUCAUAAAAAUUUUUCUUAAGAUGAUCUUAAAUAAAAUCUGACUAUCCUAUUUUAAGGUAAAACUCAAAUAAUUCAAUAUUCAAUUUUUUAUAGUGUUCGACCUCUUAUACUUUUAUAAGUUAUUUCCAAAGAUAAGCAUAUCAAUGAGACAUAAAUAUAGAUUGACAAAAAGAUAAAUUUGGAUUCAAAUUAUUAAUUUAAAUAUAAAAAGUUUAUUUAUUUGUUAUACUAACCUCUUAAAAAGAAGAAUAAUGAUAUAUCUGCAUCCCUUAAUUGUUUAUCAAAAAUUAGAAAAAUUUGUCUAUAUGCAAAUUUAUAAGAAUAUAUCACCCCUCAUAGCAUUUUAUCAGUAUAAAUUUUCAAAUUAGAUUACUUAUUCCAAAAAAUAAAUUUUAUCUACUCAGAUUACGACAUAUAAAUUGAUAAUAAAAUCAAUUUAAUUACGAACAAUAAAGAACUGUUAUUAAUGUUAUUUAUUGAGAUAAUAGAAAAAACAAUAUCGAAACAUUUGAAGAUAUCUACAAUAUUUUUAGAAAAUUAGUAAGUAUUAAUCAAAUUUACCUGCUAUUAUUCUAAAAAGUCUUUAGAUAAGUUAAUGCAGAGAAUACGCCUUUACUCAAAUUUUUUAAAUAGCAUAGAGUUUGAUGUUCAAUUUAUUGGGCUCUAUAUUAGAAAUAUAUCUUUAGAUAUAGGAAAUAAUUUUUCUUUUCUUCCAUCCAAUAAAAACUAAUUAUUUUAAAAUUUAUUAAAUACUGAUCGAUGA
Paramecium tetraurelia is the source of this 1569-nucleotide messenger RNA. RefSeq lists its product as uncharacterized. The record is from RefSeq and is a predicted model, not a curated record. The transcript is spliced from 2 exons. NCBI's taxonomy places the organism in Eukaryota, Ciliophora, Oligohymenophorea, Peniculida, Parameciidae.